Caenorhabditis remanei is the source of this 330-nucleotide messenger RNA. RefSeq lists its product as uncharacterized. Bases 1 to 330 code for a protein of 109 amino acids. The transcript is spliced from 2 exons. Lineage: Eukaryota; Metazoa; Nematoda; Chromadorea; Rhabditida; Rhabditidae. The record is from RefSeq and is a predicted model, not a curated record.
AUGUGCACCGGUGACUUGUACACUUCUCAACCGAAUCUCAUCAAUUAUGCCUUGAAUAUUCUGCCACAACUCUCUCGCCGGUUGCCAUUCCGCGAGGUCUACCGUAUUCGACGCGUCGCGUUCAACGUCAUGCAACCAGUGUCUUGUAUGGAAUCCCCACCGGCCGACGGUGUCUUGUUGGAAGAGCUCGACGAACUCUGUUUAGCAUGCACUGGUGUCAUUUCGACCACCUGUAGAUCAAAAAUAAAUACGGUUACAGUAAUCCAGGCCACUUACCGUACUACGAGACUCCGUCGUGUCACCGCCCGAAUCGUUCAUCUCAUCGAUUAG